UCCCCGUUAGUUGUUAAAAGUCUUUAGGGUCCACUACUUGCACAAAAUACCUCGAUGCAGUGAUGCAUUCACUAUUAUUGUUGUUGUUGUCUUUCGGUGUUACAUAUUCAUAUGCUGAGCUGGAGCAAUCGCAUUUAGAAAAGUAUAAGAAUGUGCAGUACAUUGCAUUUGAAAAAGAAAAUCCUAUCCAACAACAGGACAUCAGAGACGUUGAAUGUAGUGGCAAUUUAUCUACGGUCUUUAUUGUUCAUGGAUACUUUAAGAUUUCAUUGAAAGAACCAUUAAACACGAAAGAUGACAUUUUUAAGUAUCGACAAGAUGUUAAAUGCGUAAUUAUUGUUUCCUGGUUGUAUUAUUCCAUGUAUUCUGACAAGUCUGGCUUUGAAGAUAAAUCAACCAACUAUCACAUCAUCGCCAAGACACAUGUGCGCUAUUUAGCCCAAGAUGUUACCGAAAAAAUGCAAUAUGUCCAUCGUAAUGGUGCUAAGAAAAUUGAGUUGGUUGGUCAUUCGAUCGGAGCGCAUGCCGUUGGACAGGCAGCAAGACAUUUUAAGCAGAACACCGGACAGGAAGUUGACCGAAUAAUUGCACUGGAUCCAGCAUCUACAUAUUUCAAGGACAAUCCUCAGUGGAAACUAAGACCAACUGAUGCGAAAAAUGUAACUGUCUUUCACACCAACAGCGGUGGAUAUGGCCUUGAUGAGAAAAUUGGUACUACGGACAUAUUUGUCAAUGGUGGCCAAAAGCAGCCAGAAUGCAAACGUAAGCUAACGGACAAUAUUUGUUCUCACAACCGUGGAUGGGAUGUUUUCUCGGAACAUUUAAAAAAUUCGACAGCAGAUCGAACUAAAAGCCAACGAAUUCAUAGUGACCGAUUCGUACUGUGUGUAGACGUUUCAGGGAGUAUGGACAAGCAUAACAGAUUAACACGAGCUAUCAGUUCUGGCACGAAAUUAUUUUCUGAUAUGAAAGUUGGAUCGUACAUAGGAAUCGCAGUGUUUAGCAGCGAUGCCAAAAUGUUGCAAGACAUCAUCCAGAUCACUGGUGAUAAGGACAGAGAAACUUUGAUAUCCAAAUUACCGAAAAAAACAAUUGGUGCAACUUCUAUUGGUGCCGGUCUAAAUUUAUCGAUGCAAAUGCUGCAGAGUUUACCAGAGAGCGAUCGAUUUUGUUCAACCAUUAUUCUUCUUUCCGAUGGCAAACAAAAUGUUGAGCCGGGUCCAGAACAAAUUUUACCUGCACUGCAGAAAGCGUGCAUUGGCGUUAAUUCUGUGGCUCUAGGAGCUGGCGCUUCGGCAGGUCUCGAACAUUUGAGUGCCCAAACUGGCGGAAAAGUAAUCCUCGCCAUGGAAAGUAAUGAUGCCCAGCAAAUUGUCGACACAGAGCGAGCCUUUCUGUUUUCAUACGAAAACCAAAUUGACUCUGACAUUCGUCCCAUUUAUUUACCGACCAGACAGGUGACACUGGGUGAUGGUGAAAGUGUGAUCAAAUUUAUAAUUGACAAAAACGUCGGCAAGGACACUGAGUUCACUUUCACCAGUGAAGAUAGCAAACACUUUGAUGUAAAGCUAAUUACACCCAACGGAGAGACCUACACAUCGACCAGUCCUGAAUACACUGAAAAUGCCUCAAACCUGCAAAAAAUGUUCAAAAUUCCAUUGGCAGAAACUGGAAAUUGGGGUUUGGUGGUUCGAAAAAUAGCAAAGACGAGACGUUCCAUACGAUCCACAUCGAAUGCUAUUGUUACUGUCAAAAGUCAUAGAUUAGAUCACGACCAGCCACCAAUCCGUCUAGAUGCAUCAUUGUCGAAGCGAACCCUCGAAUACCCAAAAUCCAAUGCACAACAAGACGUCGACGAUGCUCGAAUUUUAAUUUAUGCGGAACUGCGACGUGGUCAAUAUCCAAUUAUCAAUGCAAAUGUGCUGGGUCAUAUCCAGGGUCUGAAUGAAGAACCAAUCACAUUUCAGUUGCGCGAUGAUGGAUCAUUCCCGGAUGAAUUGGCUAAUGACGGUGUUUAUACCGGGUCUAUCAUCAAAUUGAAGCAAAUUCAAAGGUAUUCAGUCCAUGUGUCAGCCACAAAUCCAAACGAAACAGCCAGAUUGGUUAUGAGAGAAAUUGACUACUUUGAACGAGAAUUGAUUGAUUGUGACCGGAUUACGUGCGAAACGGUAGGCCAAUUUGAGCGAGAAGACUAUGUCGGUUCGGUUAAAUUGAUUUCUAAAGACAAUGAGGAUCACAUUCCACCGAAUCCGGUAACAGAUCUACGAGCUUCGGUUCUCAACGAAACGGAAAGAAUAAUCGUCUUAGAAUGGACUUCUCCGGGUGAUGACGCUUUCGAUGUGCAGGUGAAAGGAUACGAUAUCCGGGCAAUCAGCGGCAAAUACUUUGAAAAUGCUUUCAUCUUCAAUGACAGUCACGUUGUUGAAGCAUCGCAUUUUGAUCGAAAAGAGAAAUAUUUACUGCGCGUACCUCAGCCGAUGUGGAAAUAUGACAAGAAAUUCGAUGAGCCGGGAUUUUUCUUGGAAAUUACGUUUGCAGUAAAGGCAAUUGGUGCCAACGGUGAAAUGGCUCCAAGUUCAAAUCUGGCAUCGGUUGUACUAAAAGAUAAACCGGUUGUACUAAUCAACGCACAUAAGCUGUGCAAAACGGUACGUAGAACUAUUGCUCGUGUUGGUGUCGUCACGGUUACACGCUGUUGACGCUGGAUAAAUGGAAGAAAGUAAAAUGACAAAAUUGUGUUGAAAUUAGUUUUAUUUUCGUAUCUUGGUCCCAACGGAUGUAUCGAGGGAUUUCAUUUGUUUGUGGAUGCUUUCUAUGGUAUAAACGAGUAGCUAAUGUUGUAGAUGCAUGGCGACCAAAAUUCCGAUACACUCCUCACAUUGAACAAAUUAAAAUAUGUCGAAGCUACCGUCGCUAAUACUCCGAAAAUAAUUACAGCAACUGAAAGGACAUAGUCGCUGUACAAUAAAUAGAACAAUUUACAAA
This is a messenger RNA of Bradysia coprophila, 2985 nucleotides long. RefSeq names its product calcium-activated chloride channel regulator 4-like. The record is from RefSeq and is a predicted model, not a curated record. Gene Ontology annotation, molecular function: lipase activity; serine hydrolase activity. NCBI's taxonomy places the organism in Eukaryota, Metazoa, Arthropoda, Insecta, Diptera, Sciaridae. Gene Ontology annotation, biological process: lipid catabolic process.